Messenger RNA from Adineta ricciae, 3633 nucleotides. The record is from the annotation of a GenBank genome assembly. Lineage: Eukaryota; Metazoa; Rotifera; Eurotatoria; Adinetida; Adinetidae.
AUGCAUUUACUAGUAAGAGGUCAAAGCAACUGUUUGAACAAGUGUUGCAAAUGGGCGAAAAUUUCUUUUCUAUUUAAAUUGUAUGAAAAAAACAUACAAACGGACAAUUCUAUUAAAACUUUUUCAUUGAAUUUCAAUUGUUUACUCAAGAAAUGCUGCAGAUAUUUCCAUUACUUGUUCUUUUCGGCACGGUGUUCCCUAUACGGUUUCACUAGGUCAGGUUAUACUAAAAAAGAUUAUCGCCUUCAAGCAGUGAUUACCUCACCUUAUGUUCGACCUCAACUUCGUCAUGCUGGUUUGAUCAAUAGUCAUGGACAAGUUGUUUCUCAGAAUGCACCUAUUUGUGCACUGUCUCCUCGAAAACGCCAACGCAGAGAAGAUGAUACCGUUACACCAGAAAGUCUUUUACGUGCUUUGAAAAACAAUGAAAAUAAUCGGCUUAGUCGUUAUCAUCGAUUUGAAAUCGCUUCACGUCGAGCUGCCUUUGAUAAUUUUCAACUUCUUGACAGACGCCACCGAAAACAAUCAACUGAAAAUGAAAAAUUGCGCGAGAAAAGUGCACCUACGUAUGCGAAGAAAAUCGAUUAUAAGAGUGAACAGCAGCCACGAGUCACUUCUGCGCAUGUUAGAAAAUCAAGACUUGAAGAGAACACGCCAGAAUUUGAUUCGGAACGUAUUGGUACUAAUCAACCAAAUCAACUCGAUACAAAUUCGACAGAAAAUCGUAGAUGUAAAAUAACCAUGUCUUAUGGAUUGAAACCUAUUAAUUACAGCACACGAACCAUUCGUCAUGAGAUCGUUAUUGUACAACAGCAUAGUACUGGUGAUAAUACAAUCGUGUAUCGAGGAUUUCUAGCCAAAGGCGAUUCCUUUUCGUUUCAAAUUCAACGUCGGGCAACAUCUCCUUUAGCAUUAGUUUACUACACAAAAGGAUUAGUUCAUAGUCUACUAAAUGAUUGUUGUGAAUAUCAUUACAGUAGACAACAAUGCCUUCCUAGUGAACAUGAUCAAUUUUUAGUGAAACGAAUUCAAAAUGUUAGUUCAUGUGAAAAAUGUCGAAGUAGAUAUUCUCGGAAAAUAUUAUCACCAAAGAGCAGUAAUUCGACGGCAAUUAAUUCAGUGGAUAAUCAUUCUCAACAAAUACGUCAAUACAAGUUGCCAUCUCCAUCCCGAUUUACAAAUUCGGCUUAUAAACCUCCUAAUGAAUCUUCCAAUCAACAGAAUUCGCAUCUUAAGGAAGCUCGCCGAUACAUAAAAAACACACAAUCAAAAAGACAAUCAAUGACUACAAAUUCAAUUUAUGAUUAUGAAAAGGGUGGUACACAAAUGGAACGCUGCAAAUCAGUCACUACAGACAGAUCAGAAUCCGUUGAUUUUCAUCUUCUGGAAUUAGCAUUGAAUAAUGAUAGGGAAUCAUAUACUGAACAGACACUAUCCAACUCCCAUGCCUCAUCGACUAGUACCGAUGAUACUGUUGGACACAAUCCAAAAUCUAUUCAAGGAAAAGAAUCGCCGAAAUCCUCCAAUCAAAAUCAAGAUAUCCAAGAUUGGAUCAUUCACACGGACGCCAGUUCAUUGAAAACAUAUAGAUCAACAACUAAUACGAAUAGUACCGAAGAUGUCGAAACAUCUCGUCAGACAUCCAAAUCGAUUUCAUCACAAGAAACUCCACCACCGUUACAAAAUUCACUACCAACCAAUUGUCAUCUAAUUGAGAAAAAUGUCGAAAAUUUUGUUUACAUUUUGGACAGUACUAUCGAAAUAUCCGAUUAUGAUAAAAUUCAAUUACGGGGACUUAUCAAUUCAGGGUUAAUAAUCGACAAUACGAUUGAUAAGUCCUGUAUCGAUUACAUAACCGAUAUCGUUCAAGAACAAAUCAUCAUGAUUUUAUCAAAAACAGCUCUAGAAAAUUUACCACAACACAUCCGUGAUCUAUCACAACUUCACUCAAUAUACAUUGUCGACGAUGGUCCAAAAGAAGCACAUAAUUCUCUAAAACUUCGAGGCAUUCAUACUAAUUUGGGACAAGUAUGCCGUCAACUAGAAAUAGACCUAGUGUCAUUUACAACUAAUCUAACAGCAAUUUCAUCCGUCUUGUCUAAUGAUACGAAUAUUAAUAAAAAUCUUAUUUAUACUCAAAUGUUGAAAGAUUUGAUACUGGAGACGGAUGAUACAACUGAUUUACAGAAGGAUAUGUUAGAUUUCUGCCGUGAACAAUAUGCUGGAAAUGAAAUACAAUUAAAAUUUAUUGAUGAAUUUGAGCAUGAUUUUCGACCACAAGAAGCUGUUAGAUGGUACACACGCCAGAAGACGUUUCUAUUCAAAAUGUUGUUUCGAGCAUUUCGUUUACCUGAUCCGUAUAUUCUCUUUAAACUUCGCUUCUAUAUACAACAUCUUCAACAUCAAAUGAAGUCAAAUCUUUUGUCAAUACCAACAACGAUCUAUCGAGCUCAGUAUGUCUCUCAUAAUCUGUAUGAAACACUAUUAAAAAAUAAUGGUGGUCUCAUGAUCUUCAAUACCUUUCUCUUUGCACAUAAAACUAAAGACACGACAGAACAGCAACAACAAAAAUCGAAGUCAUCAUCUCCAGAAUCCGAUGUUAUCUUCGUUCUAUUUCAAAUGAAGCUGGACGUACAAAUACCUAUGAUUGAACUUCAAAAUAAUACAGAAGAACUACUUCUUCCAGCUGCAACUGUAUUUCGUAUUUCAAGUGUCAAAAAAAGGGAUAGAACCAUUCCGGUCAUAAAACUUUCAGUUAACGCAGAUUUAUUUAUUAUCACAAAAGAAAUAACAAAGAAUAUUUAUGCAACAAUUCAUGAUUCAUUUCUCUUACUUCGAAUCGUCAAAUUAAUGAAACAUGUGAAAGAUAUUCAUAAUAUGGAAUAUGUUUGCGAUAUACUAAGCAAUCAUCCAUUAGUCAUACAAGACCCGAAAGUGAAUUUAACUAUCGGAGGUUUAUAUCAUAUACUUUGCUGUUAUUAUUACGAAGAAAAGCAAUACGAUCGUGCACUUCAACAAUCACAAAAAUCUCUUCAAAUCUACUUACGUGUUUUGCCACCUGAUGAUCUAAAACUAACUCCAGCAUAUAAUAAUAUGGGAAGUAUUUAUCAUAAACAAGGACUGGAUACCGAAGCGCUUGACUUCCAUCGAAAAGCAUAUGAUAUACAAGUUCUAUCGUCAAAUCCUGACUUAGAUUCCAUUGUUGCUUAUGCUGGUAACAUCGCUUCAGUACUUGUGAAGCAAGGUAAAUACGAAGAAGCACUACCUUAUCUUCAACGUGACUUACAAAUUCGUCAACGAUUGUAUCCAAAUGGAAACGAUCUUGAACUUUCCACAAAAUAUCACAAUCUUGCUGGAGCACAAUUUCGACUUAAUCAGUAUUACAAAGCAUUAGAAAAUUAUCAGAAAUGUCUGGAAAUUGAGUUGAAAUUACAUCCGUCGAACCACGCAACCGUUGCUGUAACAUAUUACAGUAUGGCUACUGUACUUGAACGUUUACAACGAUUGCCUGAAGCAAUCGAAGGAACGGACGAAGCCAUUCAACGUUUACUGUUAACACGAGAUGAAAACGAUACGGAUGUUCGAUUUUAUAGAGAUUAUAAAAAACACUUACAAGAGAAAGUUCAAAUAUAA